UUCUCUGCUUUUUCCUACGUUUUCAAUUGCUUUUGUCAUGUUGAUCGAAAUGUGUUACACAGGUCUUUGUUGAAUUGUCUCGACCGCCACAACAUUCAAACAUAACUUCAUUGUAUAAGUCUAAAACAUGCAAAAAUGGUUGAGCACGUUGUCAUAAUAUUUCAAACAUAUUUCUAUACAUUUCCAUUAGACUUUUUAAAAAAAUCUGACUUGAACUGGUAAAUUGCUCCCAGGCGAAUCCUGAGUUUUUCCAACGUAGAUAAAUACAUAAAAAAUAAGAUCAGUCAGUUUUCUGACAUUGAUUGAACCGUCUCAUGAAACAGCAACUGGCAAGUGUAUUGUGUAUAUAGCCAGAGCACGAAACGAUGUUACGUUUCUGACAAUGCAAGGACGAGGAUUUAGACGGAGUCAAAAGCCAGAGAGAAGAAGAAGAAGAAGAAGUGGAGUUAUACUGUGACAGAGGAGUUGGGAAGCAAACAGAAGCAGAGAAAUGUCAGUUUCCAUCAGUCCAACAUCAUCAGUUCAUGGUUUGUGCUGAUGGAGUUCCUCUCACCCUAAUCCUCAUUUCUUAAACCCAUUGAGGAUUUUUUUUUCUCACCACACAGAUGGAAAUUAUAAUGUAAUGUAAUAUCUGCACCACAGCCCUGCAUGCACAGUUUUCCUUAAGGAGAUUGUCCUACGUUUCUGUUUUUAUUUUUGUUUGUUUUUUUUCCCUUCAUGCUCUGUAGUUUCAUCGUUUCCUUUCUAAAUCACAAUGAGAUGAUCAGACAAAUUACAGCAAAAGCGUAAAUAUAAAUCUAGUUCAGCUCCUUUCAUUUACAAUGUACAAUUCUUGUCGCCAAAACUGUAGCCAUAGUUUACAACAGAACGUCCCUCCAGAGUAACACUGUUGUAUUGACAACACGACUAAGCAAUUUGAUUCUUAUCUAUGUGCAGUGAAAGAAGGAGUUGUCAUUCUGAUUCACUGACAUCUUCAAUGACACAUAUAUUUACUUUUGAGAGAUUAACUAAGGAGUUUAAUAAAGAAACUGGAUUUCGCAGGUAAUCCAUGCUGUUUUGCAGUUUGCAUGAAUUGCUUUGAGAAACACGUUUACUGUUGUAAAUGUCAGAAGUGAUUUGAGAAAUGCACUAAAGCAACUGAGAAAAACUCUAAAUAAGUUUUGCUUGGAAAGCUCACAUAAAAUUUCCUGUGUGUCACAAUCGACGUUAGUGUUGGUGUAUUUUACAGCCUCACAGUCUAAGGCACCGUCUCAUAUAAAAAGUGAAAGUAAUAAAGUAAAAGGUGUGGUUUUGUUUCUAGAUAGAGAAACGCACAGCAGCUCACUGAGGUUUACCAUUGAAUCUUUUCUACAGGUGAUUUUGUCCAGCCUGUCCUCCAUCAUGUCUGCAGUCACAUCCAGUCUGUCCAAACAUCAGGAGAACAAUCUGCUGUCUCUCUUCAGCUACGCCAGACUCCACCUCCUUUACAAGGCCAGCAUCCACGGCUUCACUGCAGCCGCCUUCCACGGCCGCUGUGACCAGCAGGGACCCACUGUCAUUGUGGCCUACAACGCUGCAGGGUUUGUCUUUGGGGCUUACACGUCCAAGGACUAUGCCAGGAGCGGAGCGGCUGUCAGUGAUGGGGAGGCUUUCCUUUACAGCAUCCGUGCUGAGAGAGACAAACCGCUCAGAGUCGGGUGUGUCAGUGGGAAGCAUGCCUUCACAGAUGGAGACCCCGGUCCAAACUUUGGUGACUUGGUUUUCUUGCAUGAGGACAAGCCUGCAGUGCAGUCCAAUCCAGGCAACUGCUUCAACUUCCAGGAAGCAGAGAUGCACGGGAAUGACUUGGCACUGACAGAGUUUGAGGUUUAUCGGGUUGAAGGUCUAGGAGAUCUCCUGGAGAAACCUUGGAGAAACAUCCAGUGGACGUCUGAAAAAAAGCAACAGCUGAUGAUAAGCAUCCAGAACUAUCUGCCUGAAAUCAAAGCAGUCAAUCAAGCCCGUGUGUUGCUGGUGGGCCCUGUUGGGGCCGGCAAGUCGAGCUUUUUUAACUCCAUCAACUCCGCAUUUCGGGGCAACAUGACAUGCCAAGCCAUCACAGGCACGGCAGGGACAAGUGUGACCACUCAGUUUCGCGCCUACACCAUUAAGGCAGGAAGACGUGGCGGGACUCUUCCUCUGAUCCUCUGUGACACAAUGGGGCUGGAGGAAAACGCUGACACCGGCUUGAACGUUGACGACGUAGUCAGCAUCUUCAAGGGGCACAUGAAGGACCGCUACCAGUUUAGUAGCUGUUCGUCAAUCCUAGAAGAUUCUCCAGGCUAUCAGAAACACGUGACUCUGAACGACACGAUUCACUGCGUGGCGUACGUCAUCGACACCUGCAAGGUGUCACUUCUCAGCGAGAAAAUGCUGGACAAGCUCACUGCCAUUCGGAAGAAGGCCAACCAACUUGGAAUCCCUCAGAUUUUGUUGAUGACCAAAGUGGAUGAAGCCUGUCCACUAGUGGCAAAGGACUUGAAAAAUGUGUACCGCAGUGUUUACAUCCAGAAGAAGGCCCGCCAGUUGAGUGAUUUCCUGGGCAUUCCUUUGUCCUAUGUGCUGCCAGUGAAAAACUACAGCGAGGAGCUGGAACUGGAUCAGAACACCGACAUACUGCUGUUUAUGGUCUUGGAACAAAUCCUCAACUAUGCAGACAGCUAUUUUGAAAACCAGAUUACAGAUGAUCAGGAUGGAAGCAAUGGACCGGAGCUCUACAGAUCCAUCGAUCCCCGCCGAGUUGUGUCACAACGUGACGAGCCUAAGAUUGUUUAGAUACACAGUUACACAUGUUACUGUAUUGUGGAAAAGUUUGGAUUGCUUUUGCUCUUACCCAUCAGGAGGGUUCUGAUUGACAGCUGUGCUUGGGAUGAGGAGGGAUUGCUGAAAAGUCAAUAUACAAUGUGAUGGGCUAACUUUGAAAACUCAUAUCUACUGAAUCCUAUUCAAUUGACAUGGUUCCCUAUUUCUAAACUUUGACUGGAUUAGAUGUCUUUAUCUAGCAAGUACCUUGAGUUGUCAUUUUAUGUGGAUUGCUGCCAUAUACAUAAACUGUAGAGGAAAUGAGCUGAACCAGUGUCAAUUUCUUUAUGCACAAGUACAAAGUCCAAUAAAACACAUUUCACUGGAGCGAGUCAUCCAGAAGCUUUGCUCUAUGUACUAUCACAAAAUAAAAUAAUCUACGCACACUCAA
Xiphophorus hellerii (green swordtail) is the source of this 3211-nucleotide messenger RNA. RefSeq names its product interferon-induced protein 44-like. NCBI's taxonomy places the organism in Eukaryota, Metazoa, Chordata, Actinopteri, Cyprinodontiformes, Poeciliidae. Gene Ontology annotation, molecular function: GTP binding. Bases 1381 to 2793 code for a protein of 470 amino acids. Gene Ontology annotation, biological process: immune response. The record is from RefSeq and is a predicted model, not a curated record. The transcript is spliced from 8 exons.